Cyprinodon variegatus (sheepshead minnow) is the source of this 3696-nucleotide messenger RNA. RefSeq names its product serine/threonine-protein phosphatase 6 regulatory ankyrin repeat subunit C-like (gene ankrd52b). Bases 109 to 3246 code for a protein of 1045 amino acids. Gene Ontology annotation, molecular function: protein binding. NCBI's taxonomy places the organism in Eukaryota, Metazoa, Chordata, Actinopteri, Cyprinodontiformes, Cyprinodontidae. The record is from RefSeq and is a predicted model, not a curated record. The transcript has 28 exons. Gene Ontology annotation, cellular component: cytoplasm; nucleus.
GCUGCUCCAAACAUCCCGGUUGCCAAACAAGCUAAAGCUAGGCUAACUAGCCGAUAUGCUGCUAAGUCUGCACAAAGUCUCAAUGAAGUCUUCCUGAGUGAUUGAGACAUGGAGUUGAGAAGUAUCAAAGAGCAGUCUCCACUGAUCCAGGCCAUAUUUAGCAGAAAUGCUGAGGAUGUGGCUUUCUUGCUGGAGCACAAUGAAAGUGUUAACGCUCAGGACCAAGAUCAAAGCACACCCCUCCAUGCUGCUGCUUAUUUGGGUGAUGUCCAUGUCAUGGAACUACUUAUAAAUGCAGGUGCAAAUGUGAACUGUAAGGACCAGGGCUUACUCACUCCAUUACAUCGAGCAGCAGCCUCAAGAAAUGAAAGAGCUGUUGGACUGCUGCUAAAACACAAAGCAGAAAUCAACGCAAGGGACAAAUUCUGGCAUACACCUCUACACAUGGCGGCGGCCAACUGGGCCACAGGUUGCGCUGCAGUCCUCAUCCCUCAUGUUUGCAGCCUGGAUGUUACAGACAAGUUGGGAAGAACGCCUCUGCAUCACGCUGCACACAGUGGACACGCUGAGAUGGUUAAUCUGUUCCUGCGUAAAGGAGCCAGUGCAAAUGCCAAAGAUAAGAAGGAAAGACAGCCAAUUCACUGGGCUGCACAUCUUGGACAUUUGGACGUUUUGAAGCUGCUGGCGUCCCACAUUGCAGAUGUGAUGUGCAAAGACAAAUACGGUUACAGUCCGCUCCACGUCGCUGCUGCCGGCGGACAUGCGGACGUGGUCAGGUUCCUUCUGAGACUGCGGGUGGAGGUCGACGAGCCGAACAGUUUUGGCAACACGGCGCUCCACAUGGCCUGUUACAUGGGUCAGGACUGCGUAGCCACUGAGCUGGUGAACUGUGGCGCCAACAUAAACCAAGCCAACCACCAAGGCAACACACCGCUGCAUCUGGCCACCAUCUCAUCCAGUGGCGUUCCGUGUCUCGAGCUCCUGGUCAACAAUGGUGCCGACGUUAAUAUCCAGAAUAAAGAAGGAAAAAGCCCUUUACACAUGGCUGCUGCUCACGGUCGCUUCACAAGCUCCCAGAUUCUGAUCCAAAACGGUGGGGAGAUUGAUUGUGUGGAUGUCAAUGGAAACACUCCGCUUCACGUUGCUGCGAGGUUUGGUCAGGAGUUGCUGACCAGUACUCUGCUUACUAACGGUGCUGCCAGAGGAAGACAGGGGAUUCACGGAAUGCUCCCACUACAUUUUGCGGCAUUGUUUGGAUUCCCAGAUUGUUGUCGCAAGUUACUGUCCAAUGGCCAGUUCUACAACAUGAUUCAAGAUGGCCAAAUGCCAACCCUGGAGUUUGAUAUAAACACCCCAGACGACUGUGGAAGGACCUGCCUGCAUGCAGCUGCCUCUGGAGGAAAUGUCGAGUGUCUUAAUUUGCUAAUAAAUAACGGAGCUGAAUUGGAUAUCCAGGACGAUUUGGGGAGAUCUCCUCUGCACUACGCCGCAGCCAAUGGGAACAGCCAGUGUACGAUUUCUCUAGUGAGAGCCGGAGCAGAAGUCAACGAGGCGGAUCUGACGGGCUGCAGCCCUCUGCACUAUGCUGCCGCCUCGCACACUUUCUGUGGGGAGGGAUUAAAAUAUGAAGCGAACAUAAGCGAGGAAAAACGACAGGAAGCCUGCCUGUGUUUAGACUUCUUGCUGGACAAUGGAGCAAAUCCAACUCUGAAGAACAGCAGAGGUUACAGUGCCGUCCACUAUGCAGCAGCUUAUGGGAACAAACAGCAUCUAGAACUGCUCUUGGAGAUUUCUUUUAAUUGUCUCGAAGAGGUAGAAAGUAAUAUUCCAGUCAGUCCUCUGCACCUGGCCGCGUAUUAUGGGCACUGCGAUGCGCUGGGUUUGCUUUGCGAGACUUUGGUUAGCCUAGAUGUGCGGGACAUUGACGGCCAAACUGCGCUUCACCUCGCUGCAAAGAGAGGCUUUUCUAAAUGUGUGGAGGUCCUGCUGGAGCAUCAAGCUUCCUACACCCUGAAGGAGUAUAAGCAGAGGAGGACCGCUCUGCAUUCUGCAGCUGCUGAGGGCAGAGUGGACUGUCUGCUUUUACUGGUCAACAGGGAACAGAGUGCUGCCAUCAUUGACUGUCAGGACGCACAGGGGCAGACGGCUCUCAUCCUGGCCGCUUUGGGGCGUCACACCGACUGUGUCCACAUCCUGUUGGAGAAAAACGCAAAUCCGGAUACUGCCGAUAAACAAGGCUUUACUGCCCUGCACAGAGCCGCUAUGUUGGGCGCUGAAGACGCCGUUCUGGCUCUGCUGGAACAUGGGGCUUCUGUCCUGUGCAGAGACUCUCAGGGAAAGACGGCGCUCCACCUCGCUGCAUCCUGUGGCCACACAAAGCUGCUCCACAUGCUGCUGAACGCUGCAAAAAAAGCUGAUCCUCUGGACUCCAUUUUAGACUUCAGGGGCUACACACCCACACACUGGGCUGCUUACCACGGUCAUGAAGGAUGUUUACACAUUUUACUUGAGAACAAACUUUAUAGCAACCAGGAAGGAAAUCCCUUCACUCCACUGCACUGUGCUUUAAUCAAUGGACAUGAUGCUGCUGCUGAGCUUUUAGUAAAGACUAUUGGCUCUCAUAUUGUCUUCACUAAUGAUGCCAAAGGACGGACGCCGCUGCAUGCAGCUGCUUAUUCAGGAAGCGUCGCCGGGCUCCGGCUGGUUCUGGCCCACGGAGCGCAGGUCAAUGCUGUCGAUCACUUUGGAUGCUCUGCUGUGAUGGUAGCAGCCGACUGCGGACAGACGGCAGCUGUCGAGUUCCUGCUGCUCAAAGCGAAGCCGGACCUGACCCUGGUGGACGUCAAUAAUAACACAGCACUUCACUUAGCCUGCAGCAAGGGUCAUGAAAUGUGUGCUUUGUUGAUCCUCGGUGAGAUCUCUGACUCCUCCCUCAUCAAUGCAAGAAACAACUCCCUCCAGAUGCCCCUUCACAUUGCAGCGAGAAAAGGCCUGGCCACUGUAGUACAGGUGUUGCUGAGCAGAGGAGCAGCAGUCAUGGCUGUAGAUGAGGAUGGCCACACCCCAGCUCUGGCCUGUGCCCCGAACAAAAACGUAGCAGACUGCCUGGCUUUGAUCCUGUCCACCAUGAGGCCCUUUCCUCCCAGAGAGGCAGACGCUGACGCCGCCUCUCAUUUCAGCCCCAUCCUGAAGAACUGCAGCAUGGCUGCCUCCUGCGGGGCCAAUGGAAACCUGUGUCAUGCUUAGAGACCUCACCAGCGCUGAUGAGUUAUGAACACGUGCUGAGCACUAGUAGAAAUACUGCCUCUUAAAAUCCAUCUUACAUGUGACUUAUACUUGCAGGGCUUUUAGAUGAACUUUUUUUAAAGUCUUGAAUAACUAUGAAUUUAAUGGUAGUUUUGAUUGGAGCGUACUAAUCAAGCUCAACUCGUAUCCUCUGAAAGGCAUUAGGAGCUUCGUCAGUUUAUUCUGCUGCUCUGUAAGUUAUUAACAGGCCUAAUUUUCAGUAUCCUUGAUGAACUGACGUGCCACUGAUUUUAGUCUCACUUUAUUUUAGGGGAUUCCACACAGCUUGAAGAAAAAACAGUAGCUUUUUAGUUUUUCAACUUCUAGAUAAGUGUUGGAAGAAGAGGAGGAUAUUUUCCUUCCUUCCUUCCUUCCUUCCUUCCUUCCUUCCUUCCUUCCUUCCUUCCUUCC